AUGGCGGAGGACGAGGACGUGUCUCUCUUUGAUGCGAUAAAGCAGAUAAAUGAUAAGCAGCAAGUCGAGAAGGAGAAGGAGAGGACGAUGCUCUCGAGCAAUCGUUCGGCUUUUGCCAUUGGAGGCAAAUCCAAGCUCAAAUUAAAUCAACUUCCCAAGAAAUCCGACGCUUCUCUCAAAAAACAAACCAACAAAGUUCUCCGAAGCCAUAAUCUUCUGCAGACACCGCUAGAAUCGAAAGAGAGCAAGAAACUCACGCGAAAGCUAAUCUAUGAACAGACAUCGACGAAAUUGGGAAGAUGGGACGACUACGUCAAGAACAUACGCCACGGCAGUCAAAUAGAUCUGCGCGAUGUCAACCAAAAAGUGCAAAUUGUCCCGUCUGAAGCGCGAAAGCGAAAACUCGGGACAGAAGUCGAGAGGGAACUCGAUGCGCUUCUGAAUGGCAACGAGUAUGUUCCUACUGGAGACGAUGAGCUUUCGAUGGCUGAGAAACGAGUACUGAGCUCCGUUUCGAUCCAGGAAGCUAAGCUCAGACAAAUGGAGCUCAGAAAGCAUCGAAUUCUUCAAUCGGAGUACCAAGUCAAAGCCCGGCGCAUGCGAAAGAUCAAGUCAAAAACGUUCCAUCGUCAUUUGCGAAAACGCGAGAAAAAGGAACAAGAACGUAUCCUCCGAGAAGGAGGAGAAGAUGAAAAGAAGGAUGAAGACGAGGCAGCAAAUGCGGCAAUUAAAAGAAGAGCCGAGGAUCGAGCUACUUUGAAACACAGUUCUGCUGGAAGUAAAUGGUCGCAAAAGGUGAAAAGAAAGAAACUUAUCCACAAAGACGAUGAUAUUUUGAAACAAGUGAAUGAGCAAAACGCAAUUCGCGAAAAAAAUCGAGAAAGAGUCAACGAAGCAAUUGUCGAAUCAGACACAGAAGAAGAAAGUGAUGCAGAAGAGACCGAGCAGACUGGACCGUCUGCAAGCGCAAUUAGUAUCAUCCAGCAGAUGGGAGACAACGAAUGGUUCAAAGUUUCGAAAGAUGCUGAAGAAGUCGUCGAUAACUUGGAAACCGCGGCCGAAAAUGCAGAUAAGAUUGUAGGCGAAGAAAAGGGAGUAAUGAACUUGCCGAGUGUGAAGAGCAAGGACUUUGAAAGCUCCUCCACCUCUAUCACGCCGAGAAAGACAGAAAUUGAAUUGGAAUUGGAAGCGCACAUGGAACGCAGAAGGCGGAAAGCACUUUUGAACAAAGAUACAGACAGUUCAGAUGAGGACGGAAGUGCCGAUGAAGCAGUAAAAGAGCCAGAGAAAGAAGUUCAGGAAGAGUCUGUUCCAGUUGAGCUCGUCCCAGCUACUGGAUCCGAAAAAGCUGAAGAAGAACGACCGAAAAAGCGUGUCAGCGAAAAAGAAACAAUUGAUACAACAAAGGUGCUGAAGCAAUCAGAUCAUCUGUCCACCUCCCUGCCUGAUACGAUCGAUGAAGAUGGACAGACGACGUCGAUUCGAGAAGCUUUCCAGGACGACGACAUCGUGAAAUCUUUCAAACAAUCGAAAAAAGACACGGCUGAGGAAGAAAAGGGAAAAGUCGUGGAUUUGAUUCUGCCCGGAUUCAACGGCGCUUGGGCGGGCGAAGACUUCAAACCGUCGAGAGCGCAGAAGCGACGAUUUAGAAUGAAGCAGAAGAUGGCGCCUCGUGCUGAUCGUCAGCUGGGCCAUGUCAUUAUUUCUGAGAGCGCAAGCAAGAUGGAUGGCAAGCGGGUGAAGCAGCUACCGUUCCCUUACCAGAACGCGGAGCAGUUUAACAAGGCCAUGUCGCAGCCUAUCGGAAACACGUGGAACACUGCUGCUAGUUUCAGGGAAAUGACCCAGCCCAGUGUUCUACAGACGCCAGGACAGAUCAUUGCGCCAGCAACGUUGGAGGAAAAACAGCGACACUCGGACAUUUUCACCGUUGAGAAAUCAGUCGCUGAUAGUUCGAAACAGAAGACGAAGCAAUUCCCUAAGAAAAUGGAAAGCAACGAACUUGCCGAUGUGGAAGAGAAGGCCAGCUUCAAUUUGUGCAUUCGCUUGGCUCCCGUAUUCAAUGCACUGCAGAAGAUUGACUCAAAUAAGUGUUCUAAAGAGAUGGCAGCGACGAUAUCGGCGGCGACGCGGAAGUACAGACAGAUCUUGAAAGAGCUAGAGGGAGAAGGCCACGAUGUAAUGGGCGAAGUUUGGGAACUGAUCGAAAUCAUGAUGGUCGACUCUGAAAUUACCGGCAUCGAUGCAGCUGGAAACACGCUCGAGUCGCUGAUGCAAUGGUGCCAGAAACACAACAAAAUCCCUGACCAGCUGAAAUCACUGGCGAUCGACGCAGAGUCUACAAAUCAGCAAUCGCUUUCGACCAACCAAAACUACUUCGACGCCAUUGCCGGGCACUUGCUCUGCGCUGACAUGGAAAACGCUGUAGAAACGCUCAAGCUGCAUCCGAAAUUCGACGAGGGCGGCUCAAACGAAGUCUGUGUCCUCGUCGACUUCAUUCUCAACAAGCCGCUUCUCUCCGAAUACACCAAUUUCCCGAUCAAUCAGUACCAGACAGCGUUUGAAAAUUGGCAGCAAGAUUUGAGCGAUGCGCUAGAAAACGACUCAUUCGAGGAUGAAAACAUCGUCAAAAUUGUCGGCAUUCUGUGCGGAGACGAGCAAAUCAUUGACGAUUGUCUGCAUCUAUGCGGUCAAUGGUAUCGACUUCUACUCGCAAAGUGCUACUACACUUGCCCAACGAUAGACCCACGUACUGUUAUUCACUCGUCCUCCGCGCCAGCUUCCCUUGGAGCGCUAGAAAACACAAUUCUUAAUGAAUUGAUCAACCGUAUUUUCGAGCUGGACAAGGAAGAAACCCUCCGCAUGCUCGUCUCGCUUUCCAAUUCGUGGUGGCCCUCGGCCCACAUGGCAGAUUUAAUUGCAAAGUCAGAUCCCAAAAAUAAGAAAGUACAAGAACUCCGAGAGCGCUUCGUGAAAAGCUACGCUGAAAGUUUGAUAAAGCAGCGGAAGCUUUUCAAAACUGGCCUUAGAUAUAUUCUCUCUCUUACAAAUAUUCAAUACGUGAGAGAAAAAUUGAAUACUGCAAUUUUGGGCGUAAAAGUAGAAGAAGAACCAGAACUGGAAAAACUGUACAGGCUUCCGAAAGAACUAAAUCUUACAGCUGUCAUGUACUUACAGAGACGCAUCGCUGAGAAAGCAGCUCGUCAUUUCAUUGCGAAGGAAGAAUUCGGAAGCUCGCUUUGCUGGGCGAUCAGGGCCAAUAAUGAUAGCAUUUGCUCGGAGAUUGCUGAGAAAGUAAUGAGAAAAUUUCACGAAGAAGACGACUGGGAGCUGCCAUUUAUGAUCGACAAACUCGGGAGGUGCCAAGAAAAACUUCCGAAGAAAUUGAUAUUCCUCUACAAAUAUAAACAGUUCCACAGCAAGCUCAAGGAUCACAACUCACAAGAAGCAAUGGAGGAUUUGGAAUCACUUCUGAAGUACGAAAUGAAAGCAGAGAUUCUUUCUCUCGUAUUACGGCAAGCGAUGGUGCUGCUCGACCAUGAAGUCAUGUUCAAGCAGAAGCAAAUCGUCUCAGUUACUAAAGCACUACAACGGCUUACUUUUCUUCAAAAAAUCAAAGACGAAGCAGACGUGGAGCAGGCGAACCUACUGAGGAAAAGUCUGGGCGAGCAUCUAACUAGAAUAAUUUUGAAAAAGCAAAUCUUGUAA
Molecule: messenger RNA, 3708 nt
Organism: Oikopleura dioica
Lineage: Eukaryota; Metazoa; Chordata; Appendicularia; Copelata; Oikopleuridae
Source: the annotation of a GenBank genome assembly